Danaus plexippus (monarch butterfly) is the source of this 1540-nucleotide messenger RNA. RefSeq lists its product as uncharacterized. The transcript has a single exon. The record is from RefSeq and is a predicted model, not a curated record. The coding region runs from base 68 to 1321 and encodes 417 amino acids. Lineage: Eukaryota; Metazoa; Arthropoda; Insecta; Lepidoptera; Nymphalidae.
CUGUGAUAAUCGAUUUCAUUUGGGUUGUACUAUUAACUCGACAAUAUCGAACACACUCUAAACGACGAUGUUGGCCAACUUUAUAUUAGUGUGUAUAUUUCUUACGAAUUUCGUCCACCGUACAAAUGGUGUCAGCCUCUUACAACAGCUGGAAAAAAUACUUCAGGAUGAAGAUGAUUAUGAUAGACCGGAGAGUCUGCCCUAUGGGAGGUUUUACCCGCCUCAUCAGUCACGACACCGCCAAAAAAAGAAGACACUGGAUAGCUAUCCUAAUCUGCUCAACAUUCAGACUCUCAAUUUAUAUGGGAAGCCACACAAAAGAGAGAGAGAAGAUGCAGACUUCGAUAAGUUCCUUCGCACAGAAACUGAUAGAAUCUGUAAACAGACUGGUCGAUGUGGGUGCUCCCGAGGCAGAUGUGGAAACAGAGCGGAGGAUGAAACAGCUGAUGAAGUCGAUGAAUUGGUGAAACAAAUAAACAAGCAGCUCGCCAACGACGAUACAGACAAAAAGGGACUGUCCUACGAUCCGAACGUGAAUAAACUAAAGGUAGACAAAGAUGACGACGACGAUGAUGAUCGGCUUAACGAAAAGACUAAACACAGCGACGACGUUGAUAUCGUUGUACUCGACCAAAAUGAAAUAGACGACCUUCUUAGGAAACAAGACUUCGUAGAUCUCACGAGGAACAGCGUCAUACUUGACACCGAUACAGGUAAAUUAUCAUCCGGACCAAAAAAUACAGAUCACUUGCGAGAACUCAUCGCUGAUAUUAUGAACUCGGGACAAGCGAAUGAAAAGAAUGCUAGGAAUUCUAAUGUAUCUCCGGCAGAACUUUUCAAAUAUUACGUAACAUUAAAAAAUCAAGUGGUUAAUUUGAUUACAUUUUAUAUAAAGAAUAAGCAACAUAAAAUUCCCAUUGAGGAAAAUCUAAAUUUCAAGCAAUUACAAAGUCUAGAGAAUUUGAAAAAUAAAUAUCAGCAGGGGCUACUAAAAGAGAAUGACGUUAAAUCAGAAGUGGUCAAAACAAUUUUUGGCGAGGACAGUGGAACAAAAGUUCUUCCUCAUUCAAAGAACAGCCGUCAUAUUUACAUUCCUAAAAAUUUUUACGAAGAUAUAUUAAAUUUAAGAGAAAUUAACCUGAGAUCUCAAAAAAGGAUUUUACCUUUGACAUUGCAGCAGAAAAGUAGAAUAAUAAAUAAAGAUAAAGCCAACAUCAUACCAAAACAUGUUUGGCGACGAAGUCAAAAACAUGAUGACCAAAAUUAUGGCGUCCCAUUCAAUCUUGAAGUUCAAGGUCUAGGUCAAAUAAAUCCAAACUAAUAGAAAUUAUUAAAGUACCUCAAUCUCAGGAUACAAAUAAAAACGUUUUCUUCAAUUAUCAAGGUAUAACAAUGACAUUAGUGGGUAAAUAUUUCUAAAGCAACCUACCAGAUUUAUAAAAUAUAUGUAACCCUUUAAUAAAAUUAAAUAGGCUUAGUAAACCAAUUAUAAAGACUUUCUGAUACACAAUAAAAGUUAUUUGACACCUUUAUCAUUUUA